AUGGAGCUCGUGGGUGCUUUCCCUCUCGGAGAUUUCAUUCCCAAGGCAGCUACAACAACUUUCGCACUAUUAGAGUGGACAAUGACAGAGCUUAUGAGACAUCCAGAGUGUAUGAAGAAACUCAAAGAUGAGAUUUGUUCUGUUUCAACCCAUAAGUUAUAUGUAACGGAGCAAGAAGCUGAGAAGAUGAAUUAUUUAUAUCUCGUGGUUAAGGAGGCGCUUCGACUACAUCCCGGGGUCCCAAUAGCUCCCCGACAAUUGAGUGAAGAUGUUAAAGUACAUGGAUAUGACAUAGCUGCAGGAACACAAGUGUUAAUCGAUAUAUGGGCAAUCCAAAGAGACUCUUUAGCUUGGGGACCAGAUGCAGAAGAGUUUAGGCCAGAGAGGCAUUUAGAUAUGGUUGUAGAUUUUCAAGGACAAAAUCUCAAGUUUUUUCCAUUUGGAUCAGGGAGAAGGCAAUGUCCUGGAAGUGGAUAUGUAGUAGCCUUGGUGGAAGUCACAUUGUCUUCGAAGUGA
Molecule: messenger RNA, 516 nt
Organism: Raphanus sativus (radish)
Lineage: Eukaryota; Viridiplantae; Streptophyta; Magnoliopsida; Brassicales; Brassicaceae
Product: cytochrome P450 71A14-like
Exons: 3
Coding region: 1-516 (171 amino acids)
Molecular function (GO): monooxygenase activity; heme binding; iron ion binding
Source: RefSeq, a predicted model, not a curated record